Messenger RNA from Talaromyces stipitatus ATCC 10500, 1644 nucleotides. Its product is annotated as adenosine kinase, putative. Bases 283 to 1200 code for a protein of 305 amino acids. Gene Ontology annotation, biological process: purine ribonucleoside salvage. Gene Ontology annotation, cellular component: nucleus; cytosol. Lineage: Eukaryota; Fungi; Ascomycota; Eurotiomycetes; Eurotiales; Trichocomaceae. The record is from RefSeq and is a predicted model, not a curated record. Gene Ontology annotation, molecular function: adenosine kinase activity. The transcript is spliced from 5 exons.
ACGUCUAAAUAAAAACAUAUAAACCAAACAUUUUUCUACUUCUCUUUUCAAUUCACUCACUUGAUUCCGGAAAACUGCGCAAUUGUUCAAAAUGGCGUCUCCUCAAGGAUACCCUCUUCUCUGUCUGGAGAACCCUCUUCUCGGUUCGUACGACCUGAUCGGAGUUAUUGAAUGAAUAUGCAGCUUACUUCUUAAUCAGAUAUCCAGGGUGUUGGUGACGACGCCCUCUUGGAAAAGUAUGGUGUCAAGGCCAACGAUGCCAUUCUCGCCGAGGAGAAACACAUGGGCCUCUAUGAGGAUCUUCUCCAGAACCACAAUGCAAAAUUGAUUGCAGGUGGUGCUGCUCAGAACACCGCUCGAGGUGCCCAGUACAUCCUCCCCGAAAACUCUGUCGUCUACAUUGGCUGCGUCGGCAAAGACAAGUACGGCGACAUCCUGCGGGAAACCUGCAAAAAGGCCGGUGUCCACACCGAAUACCGCAUUGACGAGGUCCAGCCUACCGGGAAAUGUGGUGUUAUCAUUACUGGCCAUAACCGUAGCAUGGUCACCCACCUCGCUGCUGCCAACGAAUACAAACUUGACCACUUGAAACAACCCCAUAUCUGGUCUCUUGUUGAGAAGGCUCAGGUCUACUAUGUUGGUGGAUAUCACUUGACGGUCUCUGUGCCGGCUAUUUUGGCUCUUGCUGAAGAAGCUGCUGGGAAGAAUAAGCCAUUCGUCUUCUCUCUCUCCGCCCCCUUCAUCCCACAAUUCUUCAAAGACCAACUCGACAGCGUAAUCCCCUAUGUCGACUACCUAAUCGGCAACGAAACUGAAGCCCUCGCCUACUCCGAAAGUCACGGAUGGGGUCUAUCCGACAUCGCUGAAAUCGCCAAAAAACUCACCACCCUCGAAAAGAAGAAUACCCAACGGUCCCGUGUUGUGAUCAUUACGCAGGGAACUUUACCCACGGUCACUGCUGUCGCAGGCGCAAACGGUGCCGUUGAGACGAAGGAGUACCCCGUUCAUGAAAUCCCCAAGGAGAAGAUUAAUGAUACUAAUGGCGCUGGGGAUGCAUUUGCCGGUGGAUUUGUGGCUGGUAUUGUGCAGGGGAAAUCUUUGGAGCAGAGUAUUGAUCUUGGUCAAUGGCUUGCGAGUUUGAGCAUUCAGGAAUUGGGUCCUUCAUUCCCCUUCCCCAAACAAACCUACCCUCGCCAAUAAAUAUGAGACUUCUUCCUGUUUACGACCAACCUGACGCUAUCCUGACAACUUUCCAAAAACAAAUUUCUAUUUAAUGAUUCAACCCAUUAUAUACCCUGUCUCAAUUGCUUCUUAACGAAACUCAGAAGACAUAGCUUUAUUUCAAAACAAAACAAAUUAAACUAUGCGGAUUUGCUUUCCUGUUGUCUUUUUCGUUCUUUCACAUUCUAUUCUCUUGAUAUGCUCUGCACAUGCACAUGACAGAGAACAGAGAAAAGUGGGGAAAGAAGAAGCAAUUUGCAAAAUGAAAAAAUUAGAAAAGAAUAGAAAUGCAACGUCUUCAACGACGAUGAUUUGGUCUUUAUGUACGGUAUAUGUUCUACUAUUAUCUGUGUCUACUCGAGGAGUAACAUGUCAGUACAACCGGAGUAAUUAUCAAUGAUAUUUCAUGAAGUUUGAUACAGU